CGGCGCCCUCCCAUUGGGCGUGGGCUAGGGCGCCCCUCCUCCCCAUCUUCUUAUUGGUGCGCGCGUGCAAGCCAGGCGCCCCAUUGGGCCGCGCGAAUUUGGGCACCAAAUUCAAAGAUUUUAAAAGUACCCAGCUGGCGCCUUUUAAGAGAUAGCGCUCUGCAAAGCAGGCGGCCGGCGCAGUGCCGCGGAUAGUUGUCCCUCCACCCCGAGGCGGACUCCCCGUCCGCUGGGAUGAGCCGGAGCCCCUGCAGCUGCGUCGCACGGCCGCUCUCCUGCUCCUGCAGCGCCGUGACAGCCGCCGGGCGCCUUCGCCCCUCGGACGGCUGUAAAGAAGAAAGUUCCAUCUUACCUGUCAAAAUGAAGUGCGAUUUUAAUUGUAACCAUGUUCAUUCUGAACUUACACUGGUAAAACCUGAUGACAGUGGAAGACAAGGUUCUUAUACUCCUGCUUAUUUGCAAGGUUCAUGUAAAGACUGCACUAAAGACUAUGAAAGGCUUUCAUAUAUUGGGUCUCCGAUUAUGAGCCCUAGAAUUGUAGAACUUGAAACCAAAAGUAAGCCCUUGCAUAACAAGGAAAAUCAACAUGUACAACAGACGCUUAAUAGUACAAAUGAAAUAGAAGAACAAGAGACCAGUAGAUUUUAUGAAGACAGUGGCUACUCCUCAUUUUCUCAACAUAGUGGACUUGGUGAACAUGAAGAAGGUAGUCUUGCCCUGGAGGAAAAUUUCAGUCACAGUCCACAAUCCUGCCUGCUACACAUGCAAAGCCCGGACCAAUAUCCCAACAAAAACUUGCUGCCUGUUCUUCACUUUGAAAAAGUGGUUUGUUCAACAUUAAAAAAGAAUGCCAGACGAAAUCCUACAAUAGAUCGAGAGAUGCUGAAGGAAAUUAUAUCUAGUGGAAAUUUUCAACUACAGAAUUUAAUUGGCAGGAAAAUGGGCCUAGAUUGUGUAGAUAUUCUCAGUGAACUCUUUCGAAGGGGACUCAGACAUCUCUUAGCAAAUAUUUUGACACAGCUCAGUGACAUGGACUUAAUCAAUGUAUCUAAAGUGAGCACAACUUGGAAGAAAAUUUUAGAAGAUGAUAAAGGGGCAUUCCAGUUGUACAGUAAAGCAAUGCAAAAAGUUACUGAAAACAACAUAAAAUUUUCACCACAUGCUUCAACCAGAGAAUAUGUUAUGUUCAGAACUGCAUUAGCUUCCGUUCAAAAAUCAGCAACCCAGACUCCUCCCCAGAAGAAUGUUCAAACCAAGUUAUCCAAUCAUGGUGAUCAGAAGGGUUCUGCUUACAGCAGACACAGUGAAUUCUCUGAGGUUGCUAAGACCUUGAAAAAGAAUGAGAGCCUCAAAGCCUGUAUUCGCUGUAAUUCACCUGCAAAAUAUGAUUGCUAUUUACAACGGGCAACGUGCAAACGAGAAGGCUGUGGAUUUGAUUAUUGUACAAGGUGUCUGUGCGAUUAUCAUACCACCAAAGACUGCUCAAAUGGAAAACUCCUAAAAGCCAGCUGUAAAAUGGGUACUCUGCCUGGAACUAAAAAAAGCAAAAAGAAUUUACGAAGGUUGUGAUGUUUUAUAAAAUUAAUUGUAGCUGGCUAUGAGGGUUAGUUAGAAAACAGGUUUUAAUUUAAAAUAAAAAUAAUUGUAUGUGAUUCUCAGUUUUAUGUUGAAGUCAAUGUAGUAUCCAGGAUUUUCUCAGUGGAUAGAGAACAUAGAGCCUUUUAAAACAUUUUACAAUUUAAUGUGAAUGGGCUUAAAAUUCUCAGGACAAAUCAAGAAAUUAAAUAUUUUAGGAAGAACUAAAGUUAUCUGAUGUUUGUGAUUCAGAGGAUAAAAUUGAAUUUAUUAGAUUUUUAUGAUAAAGGAAGGCCAUGAGAUUUUACCUAGGCAGUCUUAAAACAUAAAUCUGGUCUACCAUCUAUUAGCAUUUGAGACAUUUUAUUUGAUUUACUGAGUUAAUGCCAAUAGAAAUAUCAGUUUCUAGUGUUUGUUAAUUUAAAUGUUGUAUCAGCUUUCUUAAACCUUUUUCUCCAUGUAUAUAUUUUCCAAAAAUCCUUUGUAAAAAAAUCUUGCAGUUUUCCUUAUUUCU
This is a messenger RNA of Lepus europaeus (European hare), 2089 nucleotides long. RefSeq names its product F-box protein 5 (gene FBXO5). Gene Ontology annotation, molecular function: protein binding. Gene Ontology annotation, cellular component: nucleus. Gene Ontology annotation, biological process: regulation of mitotic nuclear division; negative regulation of meiotic nuclear division. Lineage: Eukaryota; Metazoa; Chordata; Mammalia; Lagomorpha; Leporidae. The transcript is spliced from 5 exons. The record is from RefSeq and is a predicted model, not a curated record. Bases 235 to 1569 code for a protein of 444 amino acids.